UGUGUUCUGUGUAGUCAGUUAAUACUUUCUGGAAUCUUUGGAAAUAAAUAAGAUUGCUUUUCCUAAUCCUGCAGGUAAACCUUGGAAGCAAUCAGUAUCUUUUCUCAACAGUGGUAGAUCCUAAGGAAAUGCCGUGCUUCUCCUUACGCCAUGAUGUUGAUGCUCUUCUCUGGCAGCCCCGUCCAGAUCAGCAAGACAAGUGGGAGCACAUUUCUACCUUCAAUGCAUUAGGUUAUGUGCAGGCAUCCAAGCAAGACAAGAAAUUCAUGGCUUGUGCACCAGACCACUCAUAUUCUGCCCUUUGUGAGUGCCUGCGAAGAGUGUUCAUCUAUCGCCAGCCAAGUCCUCUAACAACUGUUCUCUACAAUCGAAAGGAAGGCAGACAAGUUAAUCAGCUUGCUAAGCAGUUGGUAGCAACUCUGGAAACACAUGAUCCUUUUUUGGGUUUCCAAGCAACAAAUGAGAGAUUGUAUGUUCUCACAACAAAAGCUCUAUUUAUAAUAAAAGUAAGCAAUGAGAAUUAAUCAUGGUCUCAUAAUGACAACAUAUAUCAUUGAUCUCUCUGCAUUCAUAAUGAGCUCCAGGUAUGACUCCAAAAUGUAGCACAAAAGUACAGAAUACCAGUAUCAACUAUAUUGCAAAGAUGUAAUGCAAUAUAAUGUGUACUGUCUCUUAAAGGAUGACCAACAUUGUUUUGUUGUAUAUUUAGGAGGAAAGAGUUGGAGACUUAUUUUUUAAUAAAUACAUUAUUAUUUUCAAAUUGCCUUAAAGCUUUUUAUUGUAACUGUUUCUAUUUGGCUUCCUGAAUCAAUUAAGACACUCUGAAAAUGUAAUUUGCAGCUAAGUAGAUACAUUUUUAGUUUUGUUUUGUUUGGAUUGGAUUUUUUAAAAUUUACUUUAAAUGUUUUCCCCAAAUGCUUGCAUUGGCUCAUUGAA
Messenger RNA from Protobothrops mucrosquamatus (brown spotted pit viper), 936 nucleotides. RefSeq names its product nudC domain-containing protein 1-like. Lineage: Eukaryota; Metazoa; Chordata; Lepidosauria; Squamata; Viperidae. The transcript is spliced from 2 exons. The coding region runs from base 129 to 524 and encodes 131 amino acids. The record is from RefSeq and is a predicted model, not a curated record.